Molecule: messenger RNA, 3390 nt
Organism: Phytophthora megakarya
Lineage: Eukaryota; Oomycota; Peronosporomycetes; Peronosporales; Peronosporaceae
Source: the annotation of a GenBank genome assembly
AUGCUCCCGGAAAUUGAGGAACUGACCCCAGAGUGUAACAUCGACGAAGCUAAUGUCGGAGUUCCGGGAGUCACGACUCCAGAGAUGGAAACCAAGAUGAGAGGGAUCCUGAAACGCCAUCGCAGCAUCUUCCUGGGAGAUGGUAACGCAGCUCCAGCCCCGGCCAGGGGCGUGGUGUGUGAUAUCGACGUUGGUGAAGCAAAACCAGUGGCUUUACGUGCGAGACAGAUUACCGCGCCUUUCUUGGUGAAGGUGUUCGAACUCCUGAAGAAGUUGUUGGAGGCAGAGCUCAUUGAGCACUCAGUGUCCGAGUGGUCCUCACCUAUUGUGAUUGUGCUGAAGAAAAACGGCAUAGACAUCCGGAUGUGUAUUGAUUACCGGCUUCUGAAUUUGCUCAUUAAGCUAUCCCGUUAUCCUCUACCUCUGAUCGAUGACCUGCUGGUAGACUUCAAAUCCGAGAUGUGGUUUAUGAGUCUCGACAAGGCGAGUGGAUUCUGGGCGGUGCGAAUGACUGAACGAGCAAAGUUGAUAUCUGCGUUCGUCUGUCCGUUCGGUCACUUUCAAUGGCUCAGGAUGCCUUUUGGAUUGAAGAAUGCGCCGUUGAUUUAUCAGAGCAUCAUCAACAACUGUCUGUGGGGAUUCGUCCGUCUCCCUCCUGAAGAGGAAGCGAUGGUUGACCAAGAAGUUCUGGAGUUCCUAAAUCUCGAGCCUCAAGAAUCCCUGAAACCUGAAGUGGAUAUGAGGAAUUCAGGUAUCCCAUCACUGAACAUGACUGUAUUCCGACGCAAUAUCCCGACUCCAUCACAAAUGGGUCCGGCCUUGGGAAGAAGCUCAUAUAUUGAUGAUAUCGCUCAUGGGGCGUCGACCUGGGACCAACUAUGUGUGGACCUGGACGCGUUGUUAUAUAGACUACGAUACUGGAAAAUCUCUGUGAGCUUACCGAAAAGUGAAUUCGGAAAGUUGACCAUGCCAUUCCUAUCUCAUGAAGUGAGUGCGGACGGAAUCAGAGCCUUGCCGAAGAUUGUCAAAGGCAUAGAGGAUUUACCUUUCCCGUCGACGUACAAGGGAGUGCAGUCCUUCUUAGGAAGUCUAAACUACUACAAUAAGUUCAUUGAGGACUUAUCAGUAGUUGCCGCCGUGCUCUAUGAACUAGACGAAGAACGCGUACGCACUGGACGGAACCUGGAAGCCGCAAAGAAGUCUUUCGAGAUACUGAAACGUAAGAUCGUGUCGACCCCGCUGUUGCGACAUCCGGAUAGAAACAAACCUUUCGUGAUAAUUCCGCAUGCCAACCCGUGGUCGGCGUGUGCAGUUCUGGGUCAGGAGCAUGAAGAACGCAUACAUCCAAAAGAUGAAGACCUUGCGGCCAUCCUUGGGUAUGGUAUUACUCGCAGGGAACAUUUAGAUGAAGUUGCGGAAACCCUGGUUCCUGCCAAGGGGCGUCUGAAAGUGAUGCCACCACUGCCAGGAUGGCAGGUUGUGAAAGCUGAGGGACAUCUCCUUGAAGGUGUGACGGUCAAUGACGCUGAAUACCAUGGUUUGAUUCUGGGACUAAAGCUAGCCUUGAAGUACGAUGUCAAGGAGCUUGUGGCAGUCGGUGAUUCCCGGAUUGUCGUCCAACAUCUCAUCAAUUGCAACCAGCCCAACCUGCAACGACGCUUAUCUGAGUAUGAAGAUCUCAUGAAGAGUUUCGUGUCGGUUAAAUUGAUUCAUGUUAAACGUGAGUUUAACCAAGCAGCUGACUACCUGACCUCCAAGACUCUCAUGCUUGGAGAAUCCUGGGAACUCGAUGACCCCGAUGAGAUAGUGCAUCUACGUCUCGUAUCUAGAAUACCUGAAAAGAUCAUGAAGCCUUCAGAAAUCCCAAGCACCCCUGCGACCGAUGCGGUUCGCUCGGACCAGGUCGAACUCGGAGCGGAUAGCUCUGAUGCUGGAAUACCAGAGUCUCUAGCUACCGCGGCUGAGGCAUUGAUGGUGAUGACGAGGUCACGUGCGGAAUCGGACGUAGGUGCUCGGACUCCUGUAGACCAGUCUGGAUACCAGGACGAACGCUCGAGGGGAGAGGGGUGUGCGACUAAAGGUUUGUCGCCUAUUGCGGGACAACCAGGAAACGUGACGCGCCAGACGCAACGGGAUGCUGAAGCGGAGGUCCAAGCCGCUGCGCACCAGGCCGCACAAGCGGAACGGAUGCUUAUUGAGGCCGCUAUUGCACAAUAUGUGCAGCAGCAGCAAGCGGACGCUGAGAUGAAGAUGCAAGCUGAGCGAGCAGUCUGGGAGGCUCAGACACGUCAGAGUAUGGAAGAACUUGAGCGGAGACUCAAGGAAUCAGAGGCCGCCCGUAUGGAAGACCAAAGAACAGCGAAGAACAUCCAAGAAUUCCAUGUGCGACAGUUACGCGACCUUCGGGCAACAUCUGCCAAGGUUCAAGUUGAUGCACCAACAGUCGCCCCCGAACCAACAACUGCCGAGUCAACUGGGAACAGUCGCCCUCAAGUGGCAACUGUCCAGCGUGGCGUAAACAUGGGAGAGGGGGUUGAAGUCCGGUCGGAACCUGGGUUGAAGAAUGUUCCCAGCGUGGUGCUCGACCAGUUGCGACGAAACAAGAUGCUCCAGCAAGGAGUCACCGACGAUGCCGACGCUACGGAUGUGAGGUCCCAGACGAAGAAGAAGCCGCACAAGUCCAAAUUGACUAAGGUACUGCGGAAGAAACCUCGAUACGGCGAGGACCCGUCCGACUCAAGUGGGAGUUCAAGUUCGGAAGAGAGUAGCGAUGAUUUGAGCGGCAGCUCUGAGGAUAGCCUGUAUGAGGAUACCCAGUCACGACUUGUGUUGCCGUCCGCAGCAGGAGCAGGGACUACGAUGUUGACGCUACAUCCGUACGUGAACUCUGCUACGCUUGGUAUGUUCGACGAGAAGGCCUCGAUCUCUGACCGGAAGAAUUGGUGGGAGAAGUUCACCAAUAUGUCCGUCCAAGGUGGGUGGACCAGCCAGGUUAAGAUCCGAGAGUUGAAGAUGAAGAUGCCGUCUGUGAAGUCAUCGGAAAGCGCAUCGGAUUUCUUUUACCGUUUGAACGAAGCUGCUGUCAAGGCAGGGAUAAAGUACCACAAGUCGAAGAAGGAACGAGAGGAGCACAUCAAGCGUUUCCUCAAGAACCUGAAGGACUCUCAGCUGAAAGUGGUAUUGCGCAAGCAGCGUUUCAAGGUCUUGGAAGACUUGGUGUAUGUUCUGAAGCAGGACAGAGAUGCUGUCGUCGACGGAGAUGCUGUCGUCGACGAGUAUGACAGUUCGUCAUCCCCGAAGCGGGAUUUCCGAGCAGACAACAUCCCGUCCAGCCGACAUCGACCCAAGGGGCGCGCAUUCAUUGGCCUCAGUGAGGACGAAGCCGGAUGA